CUCUCUUGCUCUCCUCCACUACAUCACAGAUUGGAUUCGCGAAUAAAAUGGCUACCUCGGUUGCGAAUGAGAUCAAACUAAUGUCCGGGAGUUCGCAUCCUGAUCUAAGCGAAAAGGUUGCGGAUCGCCUCGGAAUCAAGCUAGCGCAUACAGUCAGUCAAAAUUAUUCGAACUUGGAAACCAGUGUUACAAUCGGCGAGUCUGUUCGAGACGAAGAUGUCUACAUUAUACAGUCCACUGCUCCCGGUGAGGUCAAUGAUGGGCUUAUGGAGCUUCUUAUUAUGAUUCAUGCAUGCCGUAUUGCUUCAGCACGCUCGAUCACUGCGGUCAUCCCGAACUAUCCAUAUGCCCGCCAAGAUAAAAAGGACAAAUCACGCGCUCCUAUCUCGGCACGCCUUGUCGCAAAUAUGCUUCAGUCGUCCGGUGCAAACCAUGUUAUCACCAUGGAUUUGCAUGCGUCCCAAAUACAAGGAUUUUUCAAUGUCCCGGUAGACAACCUUUAUGCUGAACCGAGCUCAUUGCGUUGGAUCAGGGAAAACCUUGACGCUGAUAACUGCGUUAUUGUCUCGCCAGAUGCUGGUGGCGCAAAGCGGGCAGCUAGUCUUGCUGAUAGACUCAAAAUAGGGUUUGCUCUCAUCCACAAAGAACGUCCUCGGCCAAACGUCGUUGGUCGUAUGGUUCUGGUUGGGAAUGUGGAGGGUAAAACAGCAAUACUCGUUGAUGAUAUGGCGGAUACAUGUGGAACGCUAGCCAAAGCAGCGGCCACGGUGAAGGACCAUGGUGCAAAGGAGGUUUAUGCCAUGGUUACUCAUGGAAUAUUAAGCGGCCCGGCUAUUGAAACAAUCAAUACUUCGUGUUUGUCCGGGUUGGUCGUGACAAACUCGGUUCCCCUAGGUGACAAAAUCGAGAAGUGCCCCAAGUUGAAAGUCAUUGAUAUAUCGGGGACCUUGGCCGAGGCCAUUCGACGAACACAUAAUGGUGAAUCUGUAUCAUAUUUGUUUAGCAAUGCGCCUUGAACAUUGGCGUCAGUCGAACGCACAUUGCUUUGAUUGUAUCCUUUUCAGAAACGGCAUCUCAUGAAGUUAUGCUAUUUCUUAGUCUCCAUUGUGUAGACCUGAAAAAGCUUGUCAUCUCGAGUGGCUUAAAUGCUAUGGUCCAGAUCCGAAUUCAAUGAUAGUUUGGCCUGUUGAAGAAUAGACUGAGGCUAACUUGGGCUAAAGGUCCUUUAUGGACGCGGGGUUACACAAUACUAUCUGGGAUCGCUCACCAUUUUUGAUUUUGUGCCGUCUUCGUAUUGUAGGAUGGGAUUUACAAAUAGAGCAUAUUGGCCUUGAACGUAAGGCGCGCUUCUCAGAGACCAACUCUAUAGUAGUUAUCAAGAUACUUACCAGCUCGAUUCAGAAAUCUCGACUUUUUUUUCCCUGU
This is a messenger RNA of Talaromyces proteolyticus, 1425 nucleotides long. RefSeq names its product phosphoribosyltransferase-like protein. Gene Ontology annotation, biological process: ribonucleoside monophosphate biosynthetic process; purine nucleotide biosynthetic process; 5-phosphoribose 1-diphosphate biosynthetic process. Lineage: Eukaryota; Fungi; Ascomycota; Eurotiomycetes; Eurotiales; Trichocomaceae. The transcript is spliced from 9 exons. Gene Ontology annotation, cellular component: ribose phosphate diphosphokinase complex; cytoplasm. Bases 48 to 1016 code for a protein of 322 amino acids. The record is from RefSeq and is a predicted model, not a curated record. Gene Ontology annotation, molecular function: ribose phosphate diphosphokinase activity; magnesium ion binding.